GCCAUAUGCGGUGGACCAUUUGUCAGCCCGCUCACAAAGGCCAAUAAUCUCGCGUGACACGUGUGCCUGCCCCGAUAAAAAGCGUUACGUGUCGCGCGCUGGAAGCGUUCGUGGAAAAAGCUUUUUCCAUCGCGACAGAGGGAAUUCGGGUGUCGCACGGUGCGCCACGGGGCGCGUGACACCGGUAAUAUAACGCGACGAUAACCGGAUAACUCAUUUCUCUAUACGUCUCAGGUAUAUCGAAUAUCGAUUAAAUUUAGUCGCCGAAAAAAAAGUUCCUAUAAAUUAUUAUUUAAGUCGCGAAUCUACCAAAGUAACCGAGGUCGGAUUUGAAUUUCAUCGAUCCGCGAGAAUGUUCUGGCUCUGCAUCUCAAUAAUCUGGAGCACGUGGCAGUCGCCGAUGAGGAAGGCACAGGGAACGUCGUGAGCGACUUCGUUAUAUGAAAUAGAUAAGCGCACCUCACGGAUAAGUUCGCCGCUUUUACGAAGGGUGAGCCUCCGCGAUGAGAAGAGCGGAAAAUGAGUAAAACCGGAAGACGAAGAGGACGUGAAGCAGGGCAAAUCGCGCCAUAAUACACCGCGGGUGAAGAUGAGAUCGGAAACUGCGUUGUACCUGCUCUCGCUGCUUAUCCUGUCGCUGAAUGAUCCUUCGUGGGCCUCUGCGGAGAUCAGAGGAUGCAAUCGUACUAUCAGAAAUUCAGUUGGUUGGAUUCGCUGGACGGGACGAAUGGGUCGAUGCAUCGUGCGAAUCAGAGCACCGCUCAAGGAUCCGCAGGUGAUCGAAGUGAAAGUGAGGAGGUUGCAGGUGGGCUUUCUGAAGGAGGCCCGUUGCGAAGGGGCGUAUUUUCAAUUCUCAGACAGCGCCGACGAUCCCGACGACGAAACAACAGGUCGAUAUUGCGGCCACGUGACCGGAAACGCCACGAGGCUGUUUUUACGACGCGGUCCCAAUCUGACAAUCACCCUGUCGUCGGACGAGCAGUUCGCCUCGGCGCAUCCGGUCAUCUUUUCCGCUCAAUUCUCCAUCCUGCCAAUCCGCCUGGCGGUCGAGCGUCAUCGCGGCUACUCCGCCUCCACGUCGCCGACGUGCCCCGUGGAGUGCACCGUGCGCAACGAGCACAGAUCCUGCAGGCUGACCUCGCCGGGCUAUCCUAGCGUCUACCCACGUGGGAUUAGAUGCAGGGUAUCCUUGGAGUCGCACGCCGGUCGCUUCAGGAUAGGCGGUCAGCCGGAGGACCUUUUCGACUUGAUGAACUACACCGAUCAGGAGAGCUGUCAGAUGGAGGAUUGCGAGGACUCCUUCGAGUCCGGGGAAAAGGGCGGAUCGUCAAUCGCGUGGGGUCGGGAACACGUCGAGGCGGAUGAAUCUAUUAUCGGGGACGAUCGAUCGAGAAAUGAGCACAGGAGCCGGAUUCCCGCGAUGAGACGCACCGCGGAGACGAGUGGACAAUUAACAAGGCUCAGGCAUUACGAGAAAAAGGCGACGCAACGUUACAGCAUGGGGAGGCAGUAUCGUCACAAAGAGAUGCCGCCUAGGUUCGACACAAGCGAGCCGAAGCUUCGCAUAAAAUCAAUGCGUCCGAAGAUAACGAGGAAGAACCAUCGAGGGGUCGUCUUCAAUGGCGAUUCCGAAAGGCCGAGCGAGAUGAUCAGUAGCGCAACGGCAGCGGAAUCCAAAUACCUCAGGGAGAAUCGAUCGACGGGAAUCGCGUGCGGCAACGGCGACUAUCUCGCGCUUCUGGAAAACGUGAACGGCAAAAUUCUGGAGAUCUCCAGGUUCUGCGGCAGCGGCCGGGUGCCGCGCAUCUACUCGCGCGGGAAAAACGUGAUCCUGGAGUUCGUUGCGCGCGAGGACGGCACCGUGAUCCACGACGGGUUCCAAGUGACCCUGCACGAGGAGCGCGUCUCGCGAGAGGUGAUGAGACGCGCGAGAUGCGAAUUCGCGUACAGGAGCACCGGGCGGCCGCGGAACGGCGGCAGGGAGAACAUCCGAUCCCCGCGGAGUUGGUAUCCCCCCGACACCGUGUGCAUUUACAAGUUCCUCGGUAGAGCCUCGGAGAAGGUUUCGAUCCACAUAAAGAUCUUCCGAAACGAGCCCGAGCACGAGAAGCCGGAGGUGGGGAAGCAAAAUUUCACCCUGAGCUCUUGUCCGGGCAACGAAAUCACCGUUUAUAAUGGAGCACAGGUAAACGACAGCUUCCUGAUGUGGUCCUACUGCGACGCGUCUCACUGGGACAUCAACAACAUCCAAGUACCUUUGACGUCUAGCGGAAACGAAUUAUUGAUCCAGUACUACAGCGCCAAAGGGUCCCACGAUGGGCAGGGAUUCACUUAUGCCAUAUCCUACCGAUUCGUCAGGAAGGAGCGGAACUCGACUGUCGCGAGACGCAAAUACAAAUCGAUCUCCCUGAGGCCGGUCAACCUGUCGGCUCUCAAUCUCAACGACACCGACGAUUACGAUUGCGACACCAGGAUCGGCACGUUCAAGAACUGGUUCGCGGUGCUGGCGGUCUUCGGGAUCGUUUCCUUCGUCGGGGCCGUCGUCACGAUAGUCGUUCUGACAGUCAAAUGCCUGAGGAUCGGAUCCUCCGAGAAGAAGCUCCUGCAAACCGCGAAAUAAUGAGGUCUUGCGCGCGCAAGGAUCUCGCCAGGGUUUCCCUUCGAGCGACAACGAUCGAAGAUAUCGAGAUUCUGUUUUGUAGGAAAACAAAGAUGAGACGAGCUCGCGUAGAAAUCAUCGGGGGAAAAGAGGUCCCGUCGAGGCUUGAAUUCAGGGGGUUCGAUUGGUGUACCUUGAAACGAAGUGAAAAUUACAGAAAGGAAACAGAUCUACUAGAUUUCGACAUAAUAAAAUCGUAAAUACUGUAGUAAAUUUCCUCACUUUUGUAAUUUUCACCUCGUUUCGAGAUACAUAAUCGACUCCCAGGAUCGCUGGAUUCGGAGUGCCGGAGGAGGCCGCGGGAUCUCGGUCGAACAUUUCCACGAGUCGUCGGACGACGCGUGUAAAUAUUUGCGAGGAAAAGGAGGAGACACACGCGGAGAAGUCGCUGGCGCAGAAUACCUGCAAAAGUCGACUUAAAUUUUGACAUCGCGCCAACGUCUCUUCGAUAUCGCGCGGCGCUGACGGGGUUUUCCCGUUUCCCGACACCCGGAGAACGAUGUACAACCAGUACAACUACCAUAUUGUAUACCGACCUGAAUUUUUAUACGUAAUGUACGGAACAGUAGUAAUUGUAGUGAACCGCAAUAAAACACGUGUAAGCAGAAAAUAAAUUGGCGGAUUCAUUGCCGGAUGGUGCAGAACUUCGCGAUCAAACUCCAACUAACAUAACCAUUCAUUGUCGUCUCUUAAAGUAAUUUUUUUCUUGUUCUAAGAAUUAGAAAGAUAAAGUAAAUUAAACCGAGAUUAAAGUUAAUCUACAUUGAUAGAAGUGGCCAUAAAUCAAUCGGAGUUGAUCGC
This is a messenger RNA of Temnothorax curvispinosus, 3460 nucleotides long. RefSeq lists its product as uncharacterized. Bases 590 to 2620 code for a protein of 676 amino acids. Gene Ontology annotation, cellular component: plasma membrane. The transcript has 8 exons. NCBI's taxonomy places the organism in Eukaryota, Metazoa, Arthropoda, Insecta, Hymenoptera, Formicidae. The record is from RefSeq and is a predicted model, not a curated record.